Messenger RNA from Eupeodes corollae, 829 nucleotides. RefSeq lists its product as uncharacterized. Lineage: Eukaryota; Metazoa; Arthropoda; Insecta; Diptera; Syrphidae. Bases 239 to 694 code for a protein of 151 amino acids. The transcript has 4 exons. The record is from RefSeq and is a predicted model, not a curated record.
UUCCGCAGCUAACUUCAGGUUUAACAAGUAUAUUAUAUACUUUUCCUUUGAAUUGGAAUAAAUUCUAAUUUAAAUUUUUAUUCCUCCCAAUAUUUUACCUACAAAACUUAAUUUAAAAAAAAAAUCAUAAUUAAACAAUUCUAUUUUACACUCAGAAUUGUCAAUAUCAAUUUGUUGAUCAUAAAUCUUCGAUUAUGUUCACCAAGAAAGUGAAGUCUUAUAAGAAUAUCUAAAGAAAAUGUCCAAAAGGAACAUUAGUUACAUUAAACCGCAAGAUCCAAGUUUUUUGCAAAAGUUAAAGGCUCAAAUUGGCUAUAAGGAAGGUCCGGACGUUAAUUCCAAGCGCCAAAAACUCGAAGAUCUUGAUAGAAAUUCAGAAGACGAAGGGGAUUACAAAGAAGGUGAGCGUGAGGGUGACUACGAAAGGGACGACGAGAAACCCCAAAUUGUUGUAAUAAAAUCGGGCGACCUAACAGCCGAAGAGGCAGAAGCAGAAAAGCGGAGGAUAGAGAAAGAGGAAGCCGAGAAACCAGCCGAUCUUAGUCAAAGGAUUGUUUUCAAAACUAAAGCUAAAAUAGUCGAUGAGACAUCAGUUAAAGUUAAAAAAGGUAAAAAGUUAAAGAAGACAGCGGCUAAAGAGGCAAAGAGUAAACUAUCUUUUGCCCAAGAAGACGAAGAGGAAGAAGAUUUUUGAAAAAUUGGAAACAAACGAUCAAAAUUCCAAAUAUUAAAAAAACGUCUACACAAAAAUAACACUCAAAAUGGGCGAAGUAGGUGAAGUUAUACCAGAAAAAUCAGAAGUUGAACAAUUACCUGCCACAAUAACAAC